Molecule: messenger RNA, 1723 nt
Organism: Caenorhabditis sp. 36 PRJEB53466
Lineage: Eukaryota; Metazoa; Nematoda; Chromadorea; Rhabditida; Rhabditidae
Source: the annotation of a GenBank genome assembly
AUGAAUCAUUCACGUGAGAUGAAACAUUGCACACAGACAUAAAAUUAUAGAGUUGAGAAUGUGGCACGACGGAGGGUCGUAAAUUCUUGAGAGAGAAGGCCGGUAGCGAUAGAGAAGAAGGAGUCAGUCGGACGAAAAUGAUCGCUGCUGUACUGACCGCGCUGCUCUUUGCGUCAGCAACUACUGGUGAGCAGAAAAAGUAUCUUCUUUGCAAUACAAUAUCCAUGUUCCCGUUCCAGAGGUCACCGCCGAUGACAGCCUGUGCCCAACGAAUUGGUUCUUCUCCACGAACACCUCCUACUGUUACACCACCUCUUCCCAAUACAUGACUUACUACGAAGCAAUUAACUACUGCCAAUCCAUCGGAGGCGCCCAGGUCUUCAUCUCAACUGACCGAGAGCGCACCUAUCUCAUCGAUUUCACCUCGAGUUCAUUUGCUCAGCCAUGGCUUGGAAUCACCAGAAACACAACAACUAACAAAUGGUACAACUCCGAUGGAACCACUCCUCUCAUCGCGUAUUGGCUCACCGGGGAGCCUAGUGAAAAUGGAGACUGUGCGACAUUCAAAGGAACGAGUCCCAGUGGAAUGAAAGCGACUCCGUGCUACAGUAUCCAACCGGCCCUCUGCAAACAGCAGCCGGCUCUUUGUCCUGAACAGAGGUACUACGGAGGCUUGAGCACGAGAUCUGGAACCAUUCAGUCGCCGGGCUAUCCAACACAGUACUACAACAACUUGAACUGCUGGUAUACUAUUACAUGUAGGCGGAAGAAGCAGUCUAUGCACAAGAGAUUUUGUCAUUUCAGCCCCGGUAAACACCUACAUCACAAUCCUGUUCAGUCCGUAUUUAGUCGAAGAAACUUUUGAUUAUGUUGACCUCUACGACGGUCCGAACUCGAGUUAUCCAUUCCUCGGAUCGUUCGUUGUACAUUUUGAUCUCUCAUAUGACAAUUCGUUCAUUUUCCAGAACCGAUUAUUGGUGGUACACGCGGUACGACUUCGAAAGUUCCAACAACUCGGUCAGCUUCAUAUUCCACACGGACAACAUUAUUACCGACAAAGGAUGGCUUGCCACGUGGAGUGCAAAGUGGGUAUCUAUAUUGGAAGCGAUCUUUCAGCCGUUAUCAUUAAUUUCUGUUAUCAAUCUUUGCUACUUGUUCUAGAUCAAACACUCCACCGAUCAGUCAGAGCGGGCAGAAUGGCUCUUUCACUUCGCCCAACUAUCCGAACGACUACGAUGCAUACACGGAGCAACUCUACUACAUCACGGCGCCACUCGGAUUCCAGGUCAACGUGACCAUUGAUGACUUCACGACAGAGGCCAAUUACGAUGUUCUGGAGGUGUAUAACACGUCCUACGUCACCACAAAUGGUCUUAUCGCGAAGUGAGUUCGGAAAAAGUGGUCAGGAAAUUGACCUCAUAAGGCUACAAUAGUUGUUUGCCGGUCCUUUGGCAGCGGCCCCGUGCUUCUGGGUCUGAGGUUCAAAUCGGACUACAUGAAGGGAUUCCACAUCUUUUGGUUCCUCGCCCAGUAAACUCGAUCUAAUAAUUCUCAACUUUUCUUCUCCCCAACAGACGUUUUUUCAAUUGGUUCUUUCAGUUUGUCCGGGUCGGCAGUCGCCCCGUGGUCCUGGGUAUCGCCUUCUCGUUAUGUGACGAUGCGGUUCAAAUCAGACGCAAUCAUCAACAAGAAGGGAUUCCAUAUCUUCUGGUUCCUCGCUUGA